Molecule: messenger RNA, 699 nt
Organism: Sphenostylis stenocarpa
Lineage: Eukaryota; Viridiplantae; Streptophyta; Magnoliopsida; Fabales; Fabaceae
Source: the annotation of a GenBank genome assembly
AUGACGAGGGCGAAGAUAAAGAUAAAGAGAAUCGACAACAUAACGGCGAGGCAAGUAACAUUUUCGAAGAGGAGACGAGGGUUGUUCAAGAAAGCUGAAGAGCUUUCUGUGCUAUGCGAUGCUGAUGUUGGUCUCAUUGUUUUCUCAUCUACCGGGAAGCUCUUCGAUUAUAGCAGUUCUAGUAUGAAUGAUAUAAUAACAAAGUAUAAUACGCAUUCGCAUGGCAUCAGCAAAUUGGAAAGGCCAUCGCUAGAACUGCAGCUAGAGGCAAGCAAUAGUGCAAAAAUGAGUAAGGAAAUUGCAGACAGAACCCAAGAACUGAGUUGGAUGAAAGGCGAUGAUCUCCAAGGACUAGGCUUAAAUGAGUUGCAGCAACUGGAGAAAACUCUCGAAAGUGGACUCGACCGUGUGAUUCAGAUAAAGGAAAAGCAGAUCAUGGGUCAGAUUUCUGAACUUCAGAAAAAGGGAAUCCUAUUGGAAGAAGAGAACAAGCAUUUAAAGAAAAAGUUAGCGGAGACGGAUAUGGAGGCUAUGCUGCGUAAAGCAAAAAUGCCUUUUCUGGUGGACUCAAGUAUGGGAAUGCAAGAAGGUGUUUCCUUAGAGUCCACAAACAACGUUAGCAGUUGCAUCAGUGACCCUCAUGUUGAAGAUGGUUCCUCGGACACAUCUCUGAAGUUAGGGCUACCCUUCUCUAACUGA